Oncorhynchus keta (chum salmon) is the source of this 4635-nucleotide messenger RNA. Its product is annotated as protein CUSTOS-like. NCBI's taxonomy places the organism in Eukaryota, Metazoa, Chordata, Actinopteri, Salmoniformes, Salmonidae. The transcript has 10 exons. Bases 3471 to 4268 code for a protein of 265 amino acids. The record is from RefSeq and is a predicted model, not a curated record. Gene Ontology annotation, biological process: Wnt signaling pathway; Spemann organizer formation; negative regulation of Wnt signaling pathway.
CUUGGAUUUAGGGAAAGUUGCUGUUGACUAAACAAACACAGAACAACCAAGACAUGAGCGACACUAACUCUCGGAACGAGACGGCAGUCACAGUUAAAGGACCGGACACCGAUAUGGGGCUGGUGGCAAAUUCCAGGGAGCGAAAGUCCGGUGGAGAUGUGAUGAAGAGACUCAAGUCGCAACGAAAUCAAACGGAUAAACAGCGGCCUGUUGUUACAGAGGAUGAGCUCAGGGCGCUAGGAUGAGACAUCACACCAGAUGAAAUCCUUGGUCUUUGUGCUGUUACACGGGAUUAUCUAUGUAAACCUGAGGACAACGUCUACAAUAUUGACUUCACACGUUUCAAGAUCAGAGAUCUGGAAACUGGGUCAGUGCUCUUCGAGAUUGCUAAACCUCACAGCUGUGACCCUGAAAAUGAGGAGAAUGGAGAUGGAGGCGCCAGUGCUGGGCGCUUUGUGCGCUAUCAGUUCACGCCAGCCUUUCUCAGACUGCGGAAUGUUGGUGCAACUGUGGAGUUCACUGUGGGGGACCGGCCUGUUAACAGCUUUCGCAUGAUAGAGAGGCAUUAUUUCCAGAAUAAAGUUCUCAAGAACUUUGACUUUGACUUCGGAUUCUGCAUCCCAAACAGCCGGAACACUUGCGAACACAUCUAUGAGUUUCCCCAGCUCCAUAAGGACCUCAUUGGCCUAAUGGUGGAGCACCCGUAUGAGACCAGGUCCGACAGCUUCUAUUUUGUGGACAACAAACUGAUCAUGCACAAUAAGGCAGACUACGCCUACGAUGGGGGCCAGUAGUGUCUGAAGAUUAGCUUCUUGUGUGCAAUUCAACGCAGGGGUCACAUUGCCCCUGAACACAACCAUCACAACCACCAGCUCUUUUGGGAACAGGAGUGUACUUUCUCCACUUCAGACAUUCCAACAAACUUUACCAGCCCCAGGUUUGGGGAAAAAUGACCAUAUCUACCUUCCAAACAGGUUGCUUCAUUUAUUUGAUACCUCGUACCCAUCUAUUGCUUGGACUCAUAGGAAUCUCUCAUCAAUCACUCUUUUGUAAUGUUGAACAUGUUUUCCUUUGUCUUUUCUAAUGUUUCCACAUUUAAAUGGUUACUGCUUAUUUCAAUCUGAUUUGAGUUCAGUAUUUGUUGUAAUAUCCUUGUUUUUGAGUUGUAUUAUGUUUAGUCAACUGUUACCAGAAAGCUCUACAGAGAGAUAAGGGAACAUUACAUGAUCCCAAUCUGAAUGUUAAAUACCGGUCAAUUGUAGCCCGUAAGAUGAACAAUGAUUGAAGUUGACCAGGACUUAUGUUCUUUUCUACACACAAGGGUUGACAGAUGGCACAAUUGGAUUGCAAGCAAAUUACAACUGUGAUACUACCUAAUUUCGUUGAACAAUAGUUUGGUUCUGGUCAUCAAUUUUUAACUACUCAUUCUGCUCAAGUAGCAAUCAUGAUCCUUUGCUAUGUCUUCGUUCCUCAGAUAGUGGGCUAAACUGUAUAUUCAGCUUUGAGACGAACAGAUGCUCCAUUAAUUUGACAUCUUGCCUUGGUGUAGAAGCUGUAUUAUUUGUUUGGGUGUCCCGUGUCACCCCUCUAGCUAUAUACACAGAGCAAAAAAACAUUAUGAACACCUGCUCUUUCCAUGACUGACUAACCAGGUGAAAGCUAUGAUCCCUUAUUGAUAUCACUUAAAUCCAUUUCAAUCAGUGUAGAUGAUGGUUAAAUGACUUUUAAGCUGAGACAGAGGGUGAAUGGACACGACAAAAUAUUUAAGUGCCUUUGAACGGGGUAUGGUAGUAGACGUCAGGUUUGUGUCACGAACACUGCAAGGUUUUUCACGCUCAACAUUUUCCUGUGUGUAUCAAGAAUGGUCCACCACCUAAAGGACAUCCAGCCAAAUUGACAUAAAUGUGGGAAGCAUUGGAGUCAACAUGGGCCAGGAUUCCUGUGGAAUGCUUUUGACACCUUGUAGAGUUGAUGUCCUGACAAAUUGAGGCUGUUCUGAGGGUAAUGGUGGGCAGGGGGGUAGUAAGUGACAGACAACACCCCUGGCAUUUGUAAAUGUGCUUGUAGUAUGCUCGUGCCUGCUGGAGUUACACUGAGUUUUCCAAAACUAAAUGAAACCUCCCACAUGUGCCUUUUAUUCAGACUUCUCAGCUCAAGGGGCUUUGUUGUGUGUGAGAGAAUGUGAAGUCCAGCGCUGCUCUGCUACACAUCUGUCCAACAACAUGUCAAACUGGCUGGAAGAGAUUUUUGUGAAUUCAUUCUAAGCAAUCCCAGUCAGCUAUAAAAUAAUAUUGGUUACCCAGAAGUAAAAUUAGAGUGAAAAUUCUUGUUUUACUUCUGGGGGAAUGCCGUUAACAAUUGAUUACCUUGGUGCGAAGUCUCCUCCCUUGUAAACGGAAACGGCCAAAUCUUCCUUCUGCUAAUUUCACCUGUGUUUAUCAUGGUCACAAAGCACAUUUUUUGUUUUCAUUAAUAUUUAUGAUAGACAAUUUUGAGUUUAUUUGUGGAAUUUAGUGGAAACUGCUUAUCAUCCACACACAGGCUUUAAAAUCACAGCACCAAUUUAAGAACCGCCUAAACCCAAUCCUGCUGCUCGUAAUCACAUAAUUGUACAUGAGUUUUGACAUAUUCUCGCCGUUUCCUUUGUCCACGAGAGGUUAGUUCUGAAAUUAUAACUAUUACAGUUCAUAAUGACAAGUGGAAGUUAUGUAUCAGUGGAGGCUGCUGAGGGGAGGACGGUUCAAAAUAAUGGCUGGAACAGCACGAAUGGAAACCAUGUGUUUGAUACUGUUCCACUCAUUCUGCUCCAGCCUAUCACGAGCCCGUCCUCCCCCAUUUAAGGUAUCACCAAACUCCUGUGGUAUGUAUGAUGAUGUGGCUGUUAUGUUAACCACUUUAGAGACUUGUCUUUUCUUUACCUUUACUGAUGGGAAGGUCUGUUAUAGCAGCCACCAUUUGUUUUUCUAAUAGCACCACCAAAUUAACACCAAUUAUGUAUUUUACAACACGGUUGCUACUGAUUUCAUUUUUCGCUCUUGAAGUUAGACCCACAUACUGUGUAAACUGGAACCCCUUUGAAUUUAUUGAGCAUAUUGUACAUGUAUUUAUUGAUGCAUGUGUUUUAGGAAAGACACAUUUCACAGUGAGAUUUUUAUUCAACAUUACUACAAAGAUUACUGUCUUGAAUGUUACAUUUCAGGGACUAUAGACUCAGGGACCAUAGAAUUGGUGAAGUAGAACUAGAAGCCCUCCUAACAUUACCUUUUAUGUUCCGUUAAAUGUUUCUGUUUCUGCAAGAUGAUAUACUGCCAGGAGAGGGGGGAAUAAAAAAUUGAACAGAUGUUCUGUAUACAUUUUGGCUUAAAUUCACUCAAACUCUCACGACACUAACUGUGGCGUACAUUUCUCCCACGAAAGACUUCAUUACCCAUAUUGCAUUGCUAUGUAGCCGCAAAUGUACUUGAUCCAACAUGUCAGCCCCCGUUAGAACGAUGGUUGAAGACUCAAGCAGUGAAGAUGAAGAUCUGGAAAAGUUUAAGGAAGCAGCUUGGAGUUUUGGCACGUAUGGAAUUAAUGGUACACACAAUACCAACACGGCAGAUGGGGAAAGCAAUGGGAAGUUAUCCCGUCGUGUGUCUGUAUCUAAACAUGAACAUGAUGGGAACGAGCUUCAGACGACUCCGGAGUUCCGUGCGCACGUUGCAAAGAAAUUAGGUGCUAUACUUGACAGUUGCAUUUCAGUGAUAUCUGCAGAAACAACAAAACCCUGCACACAGGCAACCAAAUAUGAAGAUGAAGGUUUCCGGCUGUUCACCACAUCUGUCCCAGGAGAGUUUACCAUUGAUCCCCCUCCUCCCCCUGUAAGGCGUCGGCCCGUCCCCAGCUCAAGUGACAGUGACAGUGAGCUGGAGAUGAGACUGAGAGAGGCGGCCGUGUCAGUUACAGACCUCCUAUCAUCUGCUCUCCCCAGCGCAGUUACACCUUCUCUGCCAGAGUCCCUCAGCUCAGAUACAUUGAAGAAGAAGAAGAAGAAGAAAUACAAGGUUCAGGAAGGAGAGGACAGUAAUAACAGCCCUGUCCCAGAGAAAAAUAAGAAAAUGACAGCUCCUCGUGAGGUUGAGAACUGUGGAGAAGCCUCAUCUUAUGCUAAAAUGGAGGAGGACCAAAAGAGCCCCGAGGAGGAUAGUCUACCGCUGAAGGUCAAGAAGAAGAAAAAGAAACAAAAAGGCACAGAUGAAAGGGUGGAAGAGGAAGUAGAAAAGCACUGAGAGACUUCUGGACUCACUUGUGAUUUGGGAUAUUGGCAGUUCCAUGCUUGUAAGAACUGUUAACCUGUUGUAGCUUGGGGUUCUUAGCAUUCAUUAUAACAUGUUCAGGUCAUACACUGUUAUUUUCUUUAAUCACUGCAAUGUUGUACUACAAACAUUGCAGUGAUUAUUUAAAGAAAAUUGUUUGGAAUGGAAUACGUUCUUUCAGAAAUGUGGAAUACUGUAAGUGUCACCAGAUAUUUUAUGACAUUUUUUUCUCUGCCCAAAACACAAUCAGUGCUAUGCCUUGUUUUGUAAAGAAAGCAGUUUACACCGAUGUCAAGAAUUCUGAGAGCAUUUUUAUUAAAACACUUUUCUAUUGAUAAUA